UGAAGUUUAUCCAUGUGGAAUGUGUUUGCUUUAGAGGAGGGCCAUCGGAUCAGGCUCUGUUGUUCCCCAGAUGGCUGACGGAGCCAGUGCAGCAGGAAGGAAAAGCACGGCAAGCAGGGAGCGCUUGAAGCGCAGCCAGAAAAGCACCAAGGUGGAGGGGCCAGAGUCCGUGCCGGCCGAGGGCUCGCUGAGCGCCGAGCAGGGAACCAUGACGGAGGUGAAGGUGAAGACGGAGCUGCCGGACGACUACAUCCAGGAGGUGAUCUGGCAGGGUGAAGCUAAGGAGGAGAAGAAGGCGGUCAGCAAGGACGGGGCUGGGGACGUGCCCGCCGAGAUCUGCGUGGUGAUCGGUGGAGUGCGCAACCAGCAGACCCUCGGGUCCUAUGAAUGUGGAAUCUGUGGCAAGAAGUACAAGUACUACAACUGCUUCCAGACCCACGUACGGGCACACCGAGACACCGAAGCCACCUCAGGGGAGGGAGCCUCCCAAGGCAACAAUUUCAGGUACACAUGUGACAUCUGUGGGAAGAAGUACAAAUACUACAGCUGUUUCCAAGAGCACCGAGACCUGCACGCGGUGGAUGUGUUUAGUGUGGAAGGGGCCCCCGAAAAUCGGGCAGACCCCUUCGACCAAGGCGUGGUGGCCACUGAGGAGGUGAAGGAGGAGCCUCCGGAGCCAUUCCAGAAAAUCGGGCCAAAAACCGGCAAUUACACCUGUGAAUUCUGCGGAAAGCAGUACAAGUACUACACUCCCUAUCAGGAGCACGUGGCCUUACACGCCCCCAUCAGUACCGCCCCCGGGUGGGAGCCACCGGAUGAUCCAGACACGGGCUCUGAGUGUUCACAUCCAGAGGUGUCCCCAUCUCCACGCUUCGUGGCAGCGAAGACCCAGACGAACCAGUCGGGGAAAAAAGCUCCGGCCUCCGUGGUCCGAUGUGCCACCCUCUUACACCGCACCCCUCCAGCCACCCAAACCCAGACGUUCCGCACUCCAAAUUCAGGAUCUCCAGCGAGCAAGGCGACCGCAGCAGAAAGCGCUUUCAGUCGGAGAGUAGAAGGCAAAGCACAAAACCACUUUGAAGAGACGAAUAGCAGCUCCCAAAACUCCAGCGAAACUGCAAGUCCCCUGAUUUCCAAUCCUUUCCCUCUCCUACAGAAACCCUACACGUGUGGCGCCUGUGGGAUCCAGUUCCAGUUCUACAACAACCUGCUGGAGCACAUGCAGUCCCACGCAGCGGACAAUGAGAACAACAUCGCCUCCAACCAGUCUCGGUCACCGCCUGCUGUUGUGGAAGAGAAGUGGAAACCCCAGGCCCAGAGGAAUAGUGCCAAUAACACCACAACCAGCAGCUUAACCCCCAACAGCAUGAUCCCCGAGAAGGAGCGGCAGAACAUCGCAGAGCGGCUGCUGCGGGUCAUGUGUGCCGACCUUGGUGCCCUGAGCGUGGUGAGCGGGAAGGAAUUCCUCAAGCUGGCCCAGACAUUGGUGGACAGCGGGGCCCGCUACGGGGCCUUCUCCGUCACUGAGAUCCUGGGUAACUUCAACACGCUGGCGCUGAAACACUUGCCGCGCAUGUACAACCAGGUGAAGGUGAAGGUGACGUGUGCCUUGGGCAGCAACGCCUGCCUGGGCAUCGGCGUCACCUGCCACUCGCAGAGUGUCGGCCCCGACUCCUGCUACAUCCUCACGGCCUACCAGGCGGAGGGCAACCACAUCAAGAGCUACGUGCUGGGCGUGAAGGGGGCCGACAUUCGUGACAGCGGCGACCUGGUGCACCACUGGGUGCAGAACGUGCUGUCGGAGUUCGUGAUGUCAGAGAUCAGGACCGUGUACGUGACGGACUGCCGGGUGAGCGCAUCCGCCUUCUCCAAGGCCGGCAUGUGCCUUCGCUGCUCAGCCUGUGCCUUGAACUCGGUGGUGCAGAGCGUGCUGAGCAAGCGGACGCUGCAGGCCCGCAGCAUGCACGAGGUCAUUGAGCUGCUCAAUGUGUGCGAGGACCUGGCCGGCUCCACCGGCCUGGCCAAGGAGACCUUCGGGUCGCUGGAGGAGACCUCGCCGCCGCCCUGCUGGAAUUCGGUCACGGACUCGCUGCUCCUGGUACAUGAGCGCUACGAGCAGAUUUGCGAGUUCUACAGCCGGGCCAAGAAGAUGAACCUCAUCCAGAGCCUCAACAAGCACCUGCUGAGCAACCUGGCGGCCAUCCUGACGCCCGUGAAACAGGCCGUCAUCGAGCUGAGCAACGAGAGCCAGCCCACGCUGCAGCUGGUCCUGCCCACCUACGUGCGGCUGGAGAAGCUGUUCACGGCCAAGGCCAAUGACGCGGGCACCAUCAGCAAGCUGUGCCACCUGUUCCUGGAGGCGCUCAAGGAGAACUUCAAGGUGCACCCGGCACAUAAGGUGGCCAUGAUCCUGGACCCGCAGCAGAAGCUGCGGCCCGUGCCGCCCUACCAGCACGAGGAGAUCAUCGGCAAGGUGUGUGAGCUCAUCAACGAGGUGAAGGAGUCCUGGACCGAGGAGGCCGACUUCGAGCCCACCGUCAAGAAGCCGCGCUCGGCCCCCGGCGAGAACGCCGCAGCUCAGGAGGACGAUCGGCUGGGGAAGAACGAGGUAUACGAUUACCUGCAGGAGCCCCUCUUCCAGGCCACCCCCGAUCUCUUCCAGUACUGGUCGUGCGUCACCCAAAAGCACACAAAACUCGCCAAGCUGGCCUUCUGGCUCCUAGCGGUUCCGGCCGUCGGGGCCAGGAGCGGUUGUGUAAAUAUGUGUGAACAAGCUCUUCUCAUCAAAAGGAGGCGACUGCUCAGUCCAGAAGAUAUGAACAAACUCAUGUUUCUGAAAUCCAACAUGCUUUAAGACUUGACUCAGAGCAAAGAGAAAAGAGAGAAAAAGGAAAAAAUAAGAGACCACUAG
Molecule: messenger RNA, 2911 nt
Organism: Condylura cristata (star-nosed mole)
Lineage: Eukaryota; Metazoa; Chordata; Mammalia; Eulipotyphla; Talpidae
Gene: ZNF618
Product: zinc finger protein 618
Exons: 15
Coding region: 71-2854 (927 amino acids)
Source: RefSeq, a predicted model, not a curated record